AUGUAUAAUUCACGACUAGUAAAAACCUGAGCAAAAAAUUCAAGUACGAGGUUAAAGUUUUUACUUUUUGUUCCCUAUAUUCAGCACAAAAAUAAAAACGUUUUGAACACUUCCAUGUGACGUGUUUACCAAAAGCCACAUUUAACGAAUGAUCAUUAUUUAUAUCAGGUCUGGGUUUUAUUGAGCAGUUGAUUUGUUCAAGGAACUAAAAAUAUUACGUGCCUUUUAUUACCGUCUAAUGACAUUUUUAAGGUGGAGGGUUGGCUAUAAGUCACGCUCGGACCCCGAAAAGAAGCGAACCUCCUUCUGCUAGUAAUUACAUGCAAGUCGAGCCACGCGUAGGGUUCACCCCUAGCCCCUGCUCCAACAUCACGCGAUGUAAAAGCCUUCGCAGUACAAGAUAUUUUAAAACCAGUAGCUCGAUGUUUGUUCGACAAACAAACUUGCUCAUAAUCGAAUCUUCAAAUUCUCAUCGAACUUUGGCUAUCCCGAUGUUGGAGUUAUACAACUCCUUAUUUAACUUCGGGAUGAAACUUCGACAAAAGCAAGGACUUGUUCUAUUUACAUCGUUACUUGUAACAUACGAAACCCAGUCCGAUCUAAACAUAGUCGCGUCAAGUAUAAAGUGUACAUCACACGAUAAAGUAACUAUUUGUGUGGCUGUUUUGUAACGUAAAGUUGAUUUUACCGUCAGUGUACAGUCUUCUCUGAGAGUUUUAAAGGCACAUAAUCCAGUCGUUACAAAAAGUCGACACUGCGAUAAAACGUGCAAUAAGAAUGGGUCGGUAUAAGCACUAUAGUGUAGUUUUCAUGUGUGUAAGCGGGCAGCGGGCAGCGGGCGAGCUAGGCUAGCGCAGGGCCCGUCGACUUGUCCUCAACUCGGUAGCCGUGGCCGGUUCUCGGCUCGCCGCUCUAGUACGGCACGGGCGGAGUCAGGCAGCGGACGCGCGCCGCCACAACCCGGCGCGCGCAUACACACGAACAUAACUCAUAACAUUUGAUAAUACAAACUUUUUGACCGGUGUGUUUACUGACUGUGUUUACUGGAUUGAGUGCACAUUGAGUGACUUAGCUUAGUGAGGGAUUUGGCGGGAGUCUGGAGCGAAAGUGGCAGGACAGAGGCGCGAGCGCGCCCUCUUUUACAUAAUCGUUGAUAACUGGAGCUUUCGUAAUUGUUGCGUGAUAACAGUGGAGUAGUAUAACGGUAGCCGUGCCUCGCAAAGGAUGAGGAAUAAGCAACGAUGCUGGCGACGCUCCUUGUACCCAGACAUACUCAAAUCAACAGGAUGACGUUCGCCUUGGCGCUGGUGGUUGUGUGCUGGGCGGUAGGCGCGCGCGCCGGCGAGCCGGUGUUCGACCCCAGCACGCUGAUGCGGCUCGUGCUGGUCCCAGCAGACGUCCCCGUCGGCUCCGUCAUCUACCGCGUGCGCGCCUCCGACCCUGACUUCGAUUAUCCGUUGCAUUUUGAACUCAUUGGUCAAAUGGGUCGCCUAGACAUUGGCGUGGAGACUCUCCCCUGCACGCGCUACAACUCGGUGUGCCAAGCUAACAUCAUUCUGCUGCGGAGGCUGGAGCCUGGUCGCUACGUGGACUUCAGACUGUCGGUCCGCAACACCAGAGGACGCAGCUCCCGUAUCGCGUGCUCUGUCACUGGAACUAAUGCUACCACGCCUCGGGACACCAUUUUUCCACACCAACCAAGCAUCAUUUUGGUGCCUGAGGACGCCAAACGUGGGACCGAUCUCGAGAUAGUAAUCGCGAGAAAAAACCCUUUGUCGCCGAAGCCUUUGGAACUCGAACUUUGGGGAUCACCGCUUUUCGCGAUCCGGCAGCGUCGCGUGUCCGCAGAAAAUACCGAAGGGACCAUAUUCCUUGUUGGACCUUUGGACUUUGAAGCCCAAUCUAUGUACCACCUAACACUACUAGCUGUGGACCCAUACAUAGAAAUUGGCAAGGAUACACGCAACAUUGCCGGCUUAGAAGUAGUUGUCGUCGUUCAAGAUGUCCAGGACAUGCCACCGGUCUUCACUGCAGCUCCCCCAAUCACCCACCUGCCAAGACAAGUGGCUCCCGGGGAUAUGGUCGUCAGAGUGAGGGCAGAGGAUGGGGAUAAGGGAGCUCCUAGACAGAUCAGAUAUGGAUUAGUGUCUGAAGGCAAUCCGUUUACACCGUUCUUCAAUAUCAAUGAAACUACUGGUGAGGUAACUCUAGAACGUCCUAUAGAAGAAAUAGCAGCGAUAUCUCACGCUGGGGCACCGAUCCUGCUGACCGUGGUGGCUGAGGAGGUGAGGCUGUCUCGAGAGGAGCCUGAAGCCAUGUCCUCGACCGUCCAGCUCGCUUUCAUAUUGCCUGAAAGAGAAAACUCGCCACCGUACUUUGAGAAUCAGUUCUACAUCACCUAUUUGGAUGAGAAUGCUCCUCAAGGUACAGCGCUCACGUUCAACGAUCCUUACAUACCGCAAGUGAACGAUAACGACGCAGGCAAAAACGGCGUGUUCUCACUGUCACUAGUCGGUAACAAUGGAACCUUCGAGAUCACGCCAACCGUCGCCGAGAGACAUGCGCAGUUCAUCAUCAAAGUACGAGAUAAUGUCUUGCUUGAUUUUGAAGCUCGCAAGUCUGUCGUUUUUCAGAUCUUGGCUCAAGAACUUGAUCCCUCAACAAAUCUAUCAGCGACUGCUAACGUGACAGUUUACCUGAACGACGUCAACGACAACCCACCAAUCUUCUUGGCACAGUCCUAUGAUGUGGAACUGCCUGAGAAUGUAACAGCCGGUACCAGGGUUGUACAGGUCGCGGCCGAUGACGUCGACACCGGUGCCUUCGGAAAAAUACAGUUCACUGCCAUAUUAGGAUACCUCAACACAUCCCUACACUUGGAUCCUUUGUCAGGAGUGAUAACUGUAGCCACUAAUAAUCAUGGCUUCGACCGCGAAGCGAUGCCAGAUCUGCAUUUCUUAGUAGAGGCUAGGGAUAAUGAUGGAGUAGGUUUAAGAGUAACAGUGCCAUUAAUUAUUAAGUUAUUAGAUGUUAAUGAUAACCCACCAGAGUUUGAGAGGUCGCUUUACGAGUUUGUACUGUCACCGAGCUUAAAUAAUUUCACUUCGGCGGCAUUCGUAAAGGCAGUUGACAAAGACUCCGAACCACCAAAUAAUGUAGUCAGAUAUGAAAUAAUACAGGGAAAUGGAGAUGGGAAGUUCGCAAUCAAUGAGGAAACAGGUGAACUGUAUCUUUUAGAAGCAUUAAAAAGAACAAAGAAACAAAAUGUUCAUAGACGAAGAAGACAGUCUGACGACCAACAAGAGAGUGAAGUGUUUGUGCUUACCAUUAGAGCUUAUGAUCUAGGUAUCCCUAGACAAUCUUCUACCACAUUAGUAAAAAUAUACCCUCCUGAAAGUAAAACUAGGACAAUGUCCUUCAUAGUACCCGGUGCUAACCCUGAUAAAAAGAAACUGGAAGAAGUAUUAAGUACUCUCUCUGGAGGGAAAGUAACUAUAAUUGAUAUAAAACGUUAUGAAGGUGGUGCAACAGAUUUGAAUGGUCAAGAGUCUAGUCAAGAAAAAAGUGAGGUUAUCGCCGUGGUUCGAAUGUCUGGCAAUGCGGCCAUAAAUGUGGCCAAGCUGCAGGAACAACUUGCAAAGAACGUGACGGUGUACACAACUGGGACCAACUCAGGCGGAGUUAUCAACACUGGCACAGGGACCAAUAAUGGGAACAAUGGUGCUGGUUCAGGGAAAAAUGAUCAUGCUAACACUUCUGAUAGUAAUGAUUCUGGUGUAUAUAGAGCAGAAAGCCGAUUGUUGUUUUGGCUACUCAUACUGCUGGCAAUAUUAGUAGCAUUAGUACUGUUACUUCUUAUAUGCUGUUGCAUAUGUGAAGGAUGCCCACUUUAUAUGCCUCCAAGGAAAAGAGUGAUACGUGUCAACUCCACAGAGGACGACGUGCAUUUAGUGGUGCGCGACAAGGGACUUGGGAGGGAAAACAAGUCGACGCAAAAUAUAGAAAAUAAGUCUGUACAAGCUAAUGAGUGGAGGAGGCGCGAGGCGUGGAGUGCCGAACAGGCAGACUUGAGGACCAAACCGACGCAGUGGAAGUUCAAUAAGAGAAACUAUAGAUCUAACAAACACCCUUCUAAACCAGCUUCAACGCCGGGAGACAUCCACCAAGAGUUCGUACACGCGGCUACUGAUAAUGAUUACAGAUAUAAUGACAAUCGUCAAUCAUUUCGUACGAGAGAUGGACCAAAUAUUAUUUACACAAAAGAAAUGCAACUACAAGACGCGUUUGCAAACAAACACAAAGAAUACAUAGAAGACUUAGAAAAUGGAUACGAUAGAAUCGCUACAUUGCAUUAUCAACGCAGGGAACAAGACGAUGAUUCUAUUCGUAGGCACGAAAUAGAUCGCGGCUCUGAAGUCGGAGUCUUCCUCAAGUCUGAUGCUGACAAAAAUCUUAACGACAAGACUGAUAAUAAAAUUAAACUUGAAUAUCAAGACAAAGUCCGCGCCCCAUCUUCUCAAGGCAGAGAUCAAUAUUUUAUUAAAGAAGGAAAUACAGAAAUAUUGCGAUUAGUAACUAGAGGUAAGAAUGAAGAAGAACGCUAUGUGAACCUUCCCGUUCCGCAACAAAGGCCGGUUACGUUAAUACCACACACACAAUACGUUGUUGUGGAUAGCGGUAAAAAUCUACUUAUGGAAAGGUUUAUCCGAGAACAAGGUGAAGAAGCGAAAAACAUCAGAGAACGAAUGAGUAAAGUAACUGAUCUAGAUAAUGUUUCAAAUGGUAAGGAUGCUAAAAGUUAUGGACAAAGAUCACAAGUAGGAAGUGAUAUCCAAAACCAGUAUCAUGAAUAUUCUAAUCUUCAUCCGGAAGUUCCCGGUACAGUUCCUCUGAAAGCAGACUACUUACAAUCUGCGCUAUUAGAAAUGCAAAAUAAAUCAACUAUACACCAGGAACUAUUAGAGUCGUCUUUACGAAAACAAAAUGAACUUCUACAUCAAAUACUCAUUGAACGUGAGAGAAUGUUGCAGAAUCAAGAAACAGCCUCUCAAGUAGAAAGUAAACUUGAAACACAAAGUUUGCCGGGGCAUUCUGUUAUGGCGACUCAAACAGAAUGUCACAUUGGUACUCAAACAGAGACGGAGCUUCUCAAACCAACACGAAGAAAAGCAAGAAGCGACAAUGAUUCAUACAGCGAAGAUGAAUCAGAAAUGGUACUCGAAGAUGAAACAAAGAAGGUAGCCUGGGUUAAAAAGAAAAAGCCUAAAAAGAAAUUAAAACACAAAGAUCCCAGACGAAGUAUACGAGUCUAUGAUUUAAGACGGAAAAUAAAAACACCUAUUCUUGAAGAAAGCGAAGUGUCCCCUUCAUUAGAAAGUGAAAAACAUGUAAAAAUAAGUAAGACUAAUGAAAGAGAGGAACACAUCAAAAAUUAUGGUGAUAUGACCAAAAGUACGGUAACAACUUCUAAGAAUGAAACAGUUUCUUCUACGCAGAUAAAAGUAUCGGACGGUGACAGAAAAUCCCGACUAAGGAGAGAAGUUUUAAUGGAAAUUUCAGAUUCACUGGAAGAAAAAGCGGAAUCAGACAUAAGUGAUCGAAGGCAGAGGUUACAAAAACAAUCCUCUUUAACAUCCGAUGAUGUGCUUAAAAGUCCUCUCGCCAUUGAGCAUGAAAGUAAUGAAAGUAAGAGUAGAAGUAGUUCUGCGUCAAAAGACCAUAGAAAUUUAGUAUUCUCAAGGCAAGGAUCAUCAACUGAAGCACGAGAAAAUGCAGAACUUUCGCCAAGUAAAGUCAAAUCACCCGACCAUGAUGUACAGUCAACCAAGUUAGAUAGUUCAAGUAACUUAGAAUCUAGUAGCAAAAGACUUAAUGAAGCUAGUGAGUCAACAAAGUCAUCCGACAACGCUAAACCUACACAAAAAAGUUUGCCCAGGUAUAUGCAAUGGUAUGGAAAGAAAUCUGCUCCAGCUAAAUCAACAAAUGAAAAAGCUAUUCCCAGUAAGCCAAAACGAUUGUCGAAAACAAAAAACGACGAUGAUAAAGACAAGGUUGGCCGUUACGGGAAAAUUAUGAGCAAGGACAAUCAGGGCGAUUCAGAGGCAAAAAAAAACUUCAAAUCAAAAGAAAGUGAAUUUAUACAUCCACGAAUAUUGAAAGAAGAGAAAGUCACUCCUGUACCGGAAGGCCCCUUACCUGAUGUCCAUCCUUUACUUCAACACUCUGAACAUAGAUAUGAGCAUCAAUACGAAAACCAAAAUCCACUUUGUUACAUACAGCCAACGCAUAUUCCUAAAUACCUUGGUCAGCAACCGAUGCCUCGAAAACAAGUACCUGAACAACAACCAAUUUAUGUAAAUCAGGAUGAUGUUAUAGACCCAAAACAAGACAUAUCAGAAAGUGCUCUAACACAUAGUAUAUCAAUAUCGACUAGUUACGAAGAAGAGCGAAAAAACCCUGAAGUGCAUGUGUCCAAAAUCAACAUCGGAGGCGAUAAUGUUCCUGAUAUAAGUCACAGAAACGUGACGUCGAAGAUUGACGACAACGAUUCAGGUAUUGCGAUGAAUACCUUAGUGCAGCAAAACAAUAUGAAGAGGUUGCCAAUUACGGAGAAGAAGAGUGUAUUCACGAUCGCUUACGACGAUGUUCAGACCAAACAACUUCGACCAGACAGCAGUUCUACUUCCUACUAAUUCUUUAAAACCUUUUCCGUCGAUGAGUGCCUUAAAAUCAUUACGUAAUUAGAUAAGUCUCAAAUUAAUGACUUUGUGUAUUUCUGUAAUCCGUCCGUCACAGUAUUUAAUAAUUUGAUAAAAAAAGUUAAUGUAUUUUUACGCUGAUACUUGGACUUCCUUUUAGCUAAUAUCCAAGAACCUAGAAUACUUUAGGAUAAGCUAGUUUCGUUAAACGUAUUGGAUUUUAGCUAAAAUGUUCUAAUUGUCAUGUGAAUUUGUAUGAUAAGUAAAACUUGAUACAACUGCCUUUGUUUAUUGACUGGUAUAAGAUAAUUUUAGAAUAUUUUCCUAUAAUAAUGUAAAUACGUCACAUGUUGAAAGUAUAAUGGAUAAUAUUUAAAUUAAUGGU
This is a messenger RNA of Trichoplusia ni (cabbage looper), 7083 nucleotides long. It is a transcript of the gene Cad86C, whose product is annotated as cadherin-86C. Gene Ontology annotation, cellular component: catenin complex; plasma membrane. Gene Ontology annotation, biological process: homophilic cell-cell adhesion. Lineage: Eukaryota; Metazoa; Arthropoda; Insecta; Lepidoptera; Noctuidae. Gene Ontology annotation, molecular function: calcium ion binding; cadherin binding. The transcript is spliced from 15 exons. The record is from RefSeq and is a predicted model, not a curated record. The coding region runs from base 1242 to 6692 and encodes 1816 amino acids.